UUUCAGAUGAUCUUUGUUGGACUUCUCGGACUGUUCAUCAUUCCUGGUCUUUCUGGCUAUAAUAUCAACAUCAAUGAUGACAAUAAUGCUGCUGGAAGUGGACAGCAGACAGUGAGUGUCAACAACGAGCACAAUGUGGCCAACGUCGACAACAACAAUGGCUGGAACUCCUGGAACACCCUUUGGGAUUAUGACGCUGGCUUCGCUGCAACCAGACUCUUUGCCAAGAAGUCGUGCAUUGUGCACACACUGAACAGGGAUGCCAUCCCCCCCAUUGAAGCUCUUGAUGCACUGGCCAAGGAAAAGAAGGUAAAAAUAGCAGAAAAAGGAGCAGGGGGACCACCUCCCAAGGGCCUGGUCUACUCCAUCAACCCUGUCAAAGUUGAUGACCUGAGCCAGUUUGGAAAACACAUUGCUGGCAUGUGCCAGGGAGUUCCAACAUACGAGGCUGAUGAAGUUCAAGAUGCAAGCCUGUUUUAUUACUCAGGAAAGUGCUUCAAUACAAAUGUCCUCUGGAUUCUGAAAAUUUCCUACUGUGGAAAAACAGUGGAGAACUAA
Messenger RNA from Lepus europaeus (European hare), 558 nucleotides. RefSeq names its product gastrokine 1 (gene GKN1). The record is from RefSeq and is a predicted model, not a curated record. Lineage: Eukaryota; Metazoa; Chordata; Mammalia; Lagomorpha; Leporidae. The transcript has 5 exons. Gene Ontology annotation, biological process: regulation of cell population proliferation. The annotation marks the transcript as partial.